Molecule: messenger RNA, 7727 nt
Organism: Mercenaria mercenaria
Lineage: Eukaryota; Metazoa; Mollusca; Bivalvia; Venerida; Veneridae
Product: sestrin-3-like
Exons: 11
Coding region: 312-1982 (556 amino acids)
Biological process (GO): negative regulation of TORC1 signaling; cellular response to leucine starvation; cellular response to L-leucine
Cellular component (GO): nucleus
Molecular function (GO): oxidoreductase activity, acting on peroxide as acceptor; L-leucine binding
Source: RefSeq, a predicted model, not a curated record
UGUAAAUACUUUUACAUGUAUUCAGUUAGCUCAUGGAAAGUUUCAAAGGUUUCAGAUCAAUAAAUUAAAAUGAUAGAGCAUAUUUUGUUAUAAUAAUGUUGAAAAUAGCUUUAUCUACAGCAAGAAAACAAGAUGAAUUAAUGUGGUGGAAUGAAAACUCGUUCAGUUUAGUGUAAAAACCGUUGCAUCAGCCCCAGGCAAUAACUAACCGACUUUUGCGCUACCUGACCUUGUACACAUUUCAAUCAGCUGUUCUUGCAGGAAUAGGACAAGAAGAGAGAAAGGAAAACUUGGCUCGAGCAGAUAUUUUCAUGGAUGGAACGUACAGAGACGAGGCUUCAUUACGAUUCCUUCAUCCAAUAUCCAACCGUGACAAGAACGUACGAAAACAUGCAUUUGAUGCGACAGUUAAAACAGUUGAAACCUGGUUGACAGGGUACGCUACUCCUUUCAAUUCGUUAGAGUCUAUUGCUAGCGUGAAUGGAGUUGGAAACAACUUGGCUAUCGGUAAACUACAGGAAAGAAUCCCAGAUCUUCUUCGUCUUGUGUGUGGAUGUCCUUUCAAAGAUAUCAGAGACAAAAGCAAAUGUCUUCUAGAUGACCUGAAGAAAAAGGGUAAAGGUAAAGGUUUGAAGAUUCCAAAACGACUCAACAAUGUUAGCUACUUCAUUCCAGAAAAAGAGGUUGUUGCUGUUGACUGCAAAGAUGAACAAACACAAAUGUUGUUUAUCGAUGCGUUUAUCCAGAAUAAUCGCCUGGAUCACAUAACUCAGAUGAUGGGGUAUCACCCGCACUACCUUGACUGCUUUCUACGAACGCAGCAGUAUCUGUUACGAGGAGACGGACCCCUACCAUACCACUACCGACAUUAUAUUGCCAUAAUGGCUGCGGGUCGUCAUCAGUGUAGUUAUUUGGUGAAUCUCCAUACGCAAGAGUUCAUCUUGGCGGGAGGCGAUCUCAGUUGGUUAGACGGUGUUCAGUUUAUUCCGCCAAAGUUACGAGAUUUGUACGAAAUUAACAAAAUACUGGCACACAGACCAUGGCUAGUAACAAAAGAUCACAUAUCAAAACUUACAAAAGGAAAAGACAACUGGUCCAUAUCGGAGCUUGUACAUGCCCUGAUAUUGUUGUCACAUUUUCAUGCAUUGUCAAGUUUUGUAUAUGGUUGUGGAAUUACUCCGGAGGUAGAUCACGAAGGGGGAUACACAUACAACAGUGGUAAAUCGUCGCCGUCAGUGAGUAACGGCAAUAGUAAAUCUUCCAGUAAACACAGUUCUCCAUCGUCAUCAUUCUCAGAGUCUGGUGGAGAUUUGGGUAUAGAUGUGCUAAUGGAGAGAAUGAAACGGCUUACUGAGUCUGAUGACACAAUGGAAAUGACAUCAGAGGAACUCCUACAACAGUUUGAGAAAGUGGAAAAUCAAAGUGCUGAAAUAACAACAAGUGCUAACAUACCUACGCCGAAGAAAGAUGUAUUAAAGUUUGUGCUAGAACCUGAUUUUGUGUAUCAAGACUUUGCAAAACGUGGCAGUCAGAGUGAAAUUCCAUCGUUCCGAGCACAGGAAUACUCCUGGGAAGAUCAUGGAUUCUCUAUGGCCAACAGAUACUAUUCAGAAAUUGGAACGCUCUUAGAUGACAAAUUUACAUGUGCUUAUAAUUUAACCUACUACACACUUGGUGAUAAAAUGAAUGUGGAUACGACCAUGUUCCGACGGGCAGUUUGGAAUUACAUUCACUGUAUGUACGGUAUACGUCACGAUGACUACAACUAUGCUGAAGUGAAUCAGAUGUUGGAAAGAAACUUGAAAGCUUACAUAAAAACUGUAACAUGCUACCCAGAAAGACUAACCAAAAAAGACUAUGAAAGUGUUAUGAGAGAAUUCAAACAUUCUGAGAAGGUGCACGUGAAUCUGAUGUUACUGGAAGCGCGGUUACAGGGAGAGCUGUUAUAUUCCCUGCGAGCUGUCAUGCAGCACAUGACAUGAACAAUUUUCCGUCUCCAGGACACAAAAAUACACGAGCUUUCUUUCACACAAUCUCAUACCACUUGGUGACGGUCCGUAACCAUGGUGAUGGUAAUCAUGGAGAGGAAAGAACGUCACAUUGGGUAUUCCUUGUGUCACAGACAUUUACCAGCGUCAGUGGGCUUUCCAUCUAAAAUGCAGAAAUGUUUUUAAAUAUGUUUUCAAUAUAUAUACAACGGUAUCAAAUAUUUUUAGAUAUACAUGACCACGCUAAUUAUGUUGUAUCUUCAUGGGUUUAUAAAGUAUGUAAGUGUUUUUUAUGCGGGUAAAUGAUAGCAUCUCAUUUGUCCUAUAACGGUAUCACACUGAUAAAAAAAAGUGUGCAUUGUCAACAGAGACUAAGUAAAGAUAGGUGUACAGUUUCUAUGAUGUUUAUCAUGUUGAUAUAAAUUGUCGCGGUUUCCCCUGAUAAUAUAUAUAUUCACUUAGUACAGUGUUAGCAAAUGUGAGACAUUAUUAAAAACCAUCCUUAAUUUUUGUACUUGAGUUAUCAAGUGUAGAUGUGACUGAUGCAUUAAGGGGAAUGUCUCACACAAAAUUGCAGUUGGGUAAUCUUGGGGAAGAUGUUGUAAAAUGUUGAAAGUUGUCAUUCGUUCAGUUUUGCUACAGUUAGGUAGAUUAUUUAGAGCAUAGUGUCUACAGUUAGGUGGAAUUGGAGGAUUUGAUGGGCAUUAAAUGAGUCAUUUUUUUCUUGAGAUUGCGUUAUAUUGGUACAUCGAAAUGGUGCAUAUAUUUUUUGUUGUUUUGGCAGUUUUUAAAGAUGCAAAUGAAAGAAUUUUUUUAAGAGCACCAAAGUCAAUGUAAAAAGAUGUUUUUGCCAUAUUUUCCAGUGAGCUUUCAGUUUUGUUUGUUUUAGUGUGUGAGUGAGAGAAGUGUUGAUGAAAGGAGGUCAGUGACCUUGACUGUUUGACCUUGACCUGUAAAGGUCGUGUGUGUUAAUUGACCUGUAAAGGUCGUGUGUGUUAAUCCUUCAUCUGUGAUACAAGCUGUAGUAUUUUAUAUGAUUAUAUUUUUGAGUUUAUAUAGAAGAGGUCUGAUGAACAAAGUAGUUUCUGUUUAUUUUGCAUAGAAAAGAUUUAUCAUGUGCUGUGUCUGAAAUGUGUAUGUUAGUGUAAAAGACUUUAAAGAAUUAAUAUUGUUUAGAAACAAUAACUUUAAUGAACAAGCAGUUUAGUUUUGUUUAGUAGAUUUACCACUAACCUUUAUUGUACACUUACAAAUUGAAUGUUUAAAUGUCAUGAAAGUGUUAAGUCAGGCAUACCAGUAUUGUAUAGUUUCUUUCUCUUGAUUUCUGUUGAAAACAAAAGGACAUGAUAUUUAAAAUUCUGGUUAGGAAAAUGGUAAAAAGACUUAUUUGUUUGGACCAACAAAAGUGCAGUGUCGGAUAGCUACAAAUGCUUUUUUAGGCUACUUCAUAUGACAUCACAACAGAAUGACAUGUAAUGUCAUAUUUCAUGUCAUUUGUUGUGUGAUAACAUGUAGUGUAACAGAAUGAUAUACUUAUGGGUGAUUAGUGGUAAUCUUUGUUGACUGUCAUUUUUUUUUCUGUUUAUUAAUGAUGCUAAGUUAUUAGAUUAAAAUUUUCAGUUCUUAUAUACUUGUUUCUGUUAAAACACACUUACGCUGAAAUAACAGCUGUUAACCGGCGAGGACAUCAAUGUUUUUGUAGCGACCAAGAAAGAGCGCUACUAUAUUUAAUCUUCUAUUUUAGAUAAAGGGCAUAUUAGAAUUAAAAUAAUGUACCACAAAAUCUUAUUUGACUCAAAAUUGGUUAUACGUUGCCAGAAUAAUUUACUCAGGCUACGUCCUCGUGAAAUUAUUCUGCAGACAUAAAAUCUUUUUUGUGUUUUGAUCGCAUUAAAACACGAUCUUUAUAUACAUUAUUUCUUAAUUAAAAUAUGCUCAUUCAGUAUUUACAAAUGUUCACCAUGAUGCAGAACUUUAGCAGAUACUGUACACUGUCAGAUACACCUAUAACAAUAAUUAGGUUUUUGAUGUUAGAAAUGUUCUUGUGAUUUCAUUGAAAUUGUUUUUGUUACUGGCUUUAUUUAAUUUAUACUGUUAUAUUGAAGUUUUGUAGAAAAAUAGCAAGAAGCUUUCAUAAAAUCGAAACUUGUAUGUGAAGUCCAUGAACUGUUAAGUAAAGUGUUGUUAAAAUUACUUGGAUACUUUAAAGGGUUAUUUCAGAAUCUGAAAAAGGAAGUUUUAAUUUUUAUUCUACUUUUACUAAGAAAAAAUUAAGAUAGUUUCAAUAGGGUCAGUGGUUAUCCAUUUGUCUUUGUUUUUAUGUUAGAAAUUGGUCAGUAAAUAAAUCUUGAUGAAUAUGUAAGUUUUUUGGAUAAGUCGGUAUAUAGAGUAAGUCGGUAUAUAGAGUAUGUCAGUAUGUGGAGUUUGUACUUCUAUGUUCAGAGAUAACUGGACGUGGCAUACCUCAGAUUCUGUGACCAGUAUUAUAAAAUUGCAUUAUAUAUAAUUAAAUAUUUACCAUGACUAGUAACUACUUGAUUUUUUUUUCAUGAAAAUGCUUUUAAAUUUAGGAUUUUAUUUUGCUAUAGCUGUUUUUUUUUUAUUAUUUGACAAUAUUAUUGCAGCACAAUAAAAAACUGUAAAAUAAAAGUAUUUGAAAGGCACGUCGAUUUAGUUAAAAAAGAUAUACAUUAUCUAUUUAGAUAUAUACCAGUCUGUUUAGAUAUUGGUACAGUAAGUUUAUCAAUGUUGUAGCAGCAUUAAGUCAAUUUUGCAUGAUUUCUGGAAUUAAGUCGGGUACCUUUGUGAUCCUCAAAAAUAAGUAAAACAUAAAAAGGUCAUAUUUGUUAAUUAAAAUUUGAGGAUUUUUUUUUUGCUUGGACAAUGUGCUCAUGAACAUAAGUGGAUGUAAAUGUAAAGCUUGGUUACUCCAUUAUAUAAUACUGUAAUAUCCUUAUAUAUUCCAAUGGACCACCAAUUUUUCUUCUUGUUUUGUUUUAUAGUUUACCUAUAUCUCACAGAUACAGUGAUUGAUGCAUUCUAAACGAGUGAAAUAAUUACUGUGCCUCAGCAUGUUUUAAAGUUUUGUAGUUUCAGUUUAGCUGUGUAACAGAUAUGUGGGGUAAAAUAUUACUUGUUGAUUGCAGGUUACUUAUUACUUGUAUUUGCUGCUUUCUUGCUGUCUGUCUGUAUGGUAUACAUGGUUGUAAGUAAAAAGACUGCAAUGCAGCCAAGUGCUUGCUGUCUUCAAGCAAGUUGAGAAUCUUGCUUUAGGAGGAAAGUAAGUUGCAAGGUGCUUGCUGUCUUCAAGUACAUUGUUUUAAGAGGAAAGUAAGUUGCAAGGUGCUUGCUGUCUUCAAGUAAAUAAAUUGAGAAACUUACUUAAACAUGCAAGUUAGUUGCAUUUAAGUGAGCGAAGUAUUUGUUAUAUAAAAUACUGUUUAGUUUAGUUGCGGAGGCAGAGCUACAAUGCUAUAAAUCUCUUGUAUAAACUGUUCUGUGAUAGAUCUGAUUCUUUGUUUUGUGCUGUUGUUUCAUUGUUGCUUCACCCCAUUUGUGCCAUUAUGUGGAACAAUUUUAUUUAAUUGGUGAAUUCUCACUGUAAAUAUUGUAUUUACCUUUGACUUGGUGUCAACAAUGGUUUGAUUGACUAUCUUGGCUAGACACGGAAUAAGCAUUGAUAUGUUUUCAAAUAACCUGGCUAUUUGUAUCUGGUAAAACUUUAACAUAAUUUGGUAAAUGAGAUUAUUUUGACCGAUUGGACAGCCAUCGUCUUGAUUUCUAGUUGAGUUUCUUUGUUAAAAAUCCAUAGAAGUAAACAUAAAAAGGGUGAAUUCAUUGGGUUUGAUACAAGUUCUUAUAAAUAACCUUAAAAUACAGUGUAAACCAUGUGGAUGACAAAAUCAGACACAUUUUAUUCAUGACUUAUAAAGUGUAUUAUGUGAUUGCAACAUUGUAGUUAGAUUUUUUUCAGCAUUUUAGUGUGACUACACGUUUAUUACACGUACAUAAUGGCAUAGAUGGAGUGUAUGUUCAUAUUUUCCUUUCACCAUAUGUCAUCUGUACAAUACUCUUGUUUGUGGGCUGUUUUGUGAAAUUUAACAAAAAUGAUGUUUGUGGGUUUUUCUGUGAAAGGUUGUUAUAAAUAGGCUUUAACAAUUUUAUGCUUGGACAUUUUGGUGCCAGGCUAAAUACAAAUCAUUGCUAAAUUGAUCAAUUACAUGUUUGUAAAUCGUAGCAUACAAAGUCCACCAAUUUUGAUUGUCAUCUUUAAAAUGUACCUACCCUCUAAUCUAAGAAAAUGAAAUUAUUUAAUUUUCUGAUAAUUAUUCUUGAGAUGGGAAGUGAUCUGGUUUAGGGUGUAAAUUAAGGGGUACUUGUUUCUAAAAAUGCUGUAGUUGAUGAAUAGACAGUAAGCAUUAUCUUGCCAUGGUUAAUGUCUUCGAACAAAUUAAGUGUUCUAGAAAGUUUGUAAUAUUGUGUUCUCAAAGCAGUUGUACUGUUGGUUGAUAAAAAAAAGUUUGGUUUGAUUAUACCUAACAACACAUUGUAGCUUGCAAAACACAUUCCUAGUUAAACAUACACCUUCGUUACUUCUAUUUGAACUUAAUUACAGCUUUUAACUGCAGUUAAUGUAUUCACUGUUUUUGUUUACAUGAAAGAAAAUGUUUAAAGGGAGGUAACAGCAUUAAUAGUUUGUGUGUGUGCUUGGUUAGUAACAUUCCAUUGAAGUUAUUCUAAAACUUUGCAUUUAACUUUUAGUUUUGACUUUUGGGCAAGUUAAAAAGAAAAUGAAAUGAUAAAAAAGGAGAGAUGUUUAGAAUCCGUUAAUGGUUCCCUUUCAAGGCAUUUUAUGAAUAGAUAAAUAAUUUAUAUUGUCAUGGUAAUAUAUUCUUGGGAAUAUAACCACAUGAUUAAUAACAAAAAUUAACUUCUGCAAAAUACCCAUUGUAAACCUAUUCAUACACAUUGUGUGCAAUAUUUGUUUUUUUUCUAUUUCUUGUACAUUUAUAUGAAAUAAUUUCUAUAGAGAUUAGAAUUACAGAAGAAUGGAAAAACAUCAGGAAGUUUUGUGUGAAUUAUACAAUCAAACAAUACCAGUUUGCAUUAGAUUUUGCCAAACGUACCGUAGGGGCAUAUAAUGUCACAGUAUACCAUGGUGAUGCAUUGUGUUGCACCAUGUGGACACCUUUCAGUGCACCACGGUAAUGUAUGGUAUAUCACCAUGGUGAACAGUCAUAGCGCACUACAAAAAUGUGCAGUAGUGCACCAUGGGGGUGCAUAAUGAUGCAUGUAGAUGAUGUAUGGUAGUUCACCAUGGUGACCUGUCAGCUGUAGUGCUUCACGGGGAUGCAUGUUAGUGCACCAUGGUUGUCUGUUGUAGUAAGGUGAUGUAUGGUAGGAUACCUAGGGGAUGCAUCAUAAUGCACCUAGAUGAUAGUACCUAUCAGUCAGAUAAUAAUCAAAACUUUUUGUCAGAUUGCUUCAUUAUAUAAGAUCUUUUUUUCUGAAACAUCAUAAAUUGAGUUAUCUUUAGAUAGAUGUAUAAAUUGUAUAUAAUACAUUAACUCUUUUGCAUGUAUUAGACUAGCAAUGUUUCCAAAUAUUGGCUUAGCUUCCACAUGAUGUUUGAUAGAGAAAAAAAAAGUUAUUUGUUUAAUGUUAGAAGAUAAGAGCCUUUGAACCACCACCGGCUUUGUGCUUUAUUGAAAAUUAUUGAAUAAAAGAAUUGAACUAGAA